This is a messenger RNA of Saprolegnia diclina VS20, 1886 nucleotides long. RefSeq lists its product as hypothetical. Bases 21 to 1886 code for a protein of 621 amino acids. The record is from RefSeq and is a predicted model, not a curated record. The transcript has 2 exons. Lineage: Eukaryota; Oomycota; Saprolegniomycetes; Saprolegniales; Saprolegniaceae.
CGCCAGCAACUGCGCAGACGAUGGAGACCAAGACGUUCGCGCGGCUCUUCGACGGCCUCGCAGCCGCGCCAUGGGUCCAUGGAAGCCUUCCGCAUGCUGUCCCCUUCUCCCGGCGGGUGCAUGGACGCAUGCUCGUCUGGCCGCGGGACAUGGACGCGUUCGCGGGCGGAACGAUUCCGGCAGCGGACCUUCCUCCCGAUGAGGUCACUGCCACGACGGCAACCGCAUGGAUCAAGCACCGUCUACUGCCCGACGAUGGCUUCUACCUCGAGCUCGCGCAUGGCGCGAUCGACCGGCAGGGCCGCGUCGACGUGCUCCUUCCGAUGGACCGGCCGGCCGGGUGCUUUGGAACGCUCGUCGUCUUCCCUUCGUCGACUUGCAUGGGAGGGGCCAUCACGGUGGCACACGAGAACCGUACGACUGUCUUUACCCCUCCUGCUGGAGCGUCGAGCUUCCUCGCCUUCUACAACUCUUGCACCGUUAACGUCAGCCCCCUCGUUGGGACUCGGGCCAUUCUCAUCUACCACGUGGUAUACUUGGGUCCGACGGACCGCGAUCGCUUCGUUCCAAUCGCUGCCGCGCCGCUCAUCGCGCGCUUGAAGAAGGCGGCUGCGAGCGCGAACCAGGACUCUGCAGUGUACGCAUUCAAGUGGCGGACGCGGUACGGACCCGAAUUGGACUUUUCGGCGCUCGAGCCCCACGACGCAGCCAUCGUGGACGCCCUCUGUGCGACGGAAGCGUACGACGUCGCGCUCGUCCGCGUGACCGUCCAAGGCCGCCCGGCCAAUGCUGUCGAUGCCUCCGAAGAGCAGAUGGGGCUCGAGCUCAUGACCCAGAGCUUCGAAGAGGCCGACGAGCGGUACGAGAUCCUAUCGGAGGUCCAGCACAUGGCCGGAAUCGCCUUCGUGCGCAUGGGGUUUGCCGGCCCUGCGAUCACGAUCGUCUCUGCACUCUACCACCCGGCGUGCAACGUACCCGCCGAGUUGAGCCUCGCCAAGAUCCAACUGACCGACUUUGUGGGCUCGCGGACUAUGGUUGUCCUGGCUCGUGGCGGGUCGCCGUUCCUCAUUUUUUGGCCCAAGCGCCAUCGCGCGCGACUACUCGGUUUCGAGCGCUGCAUGCAGCUGCUGUGGUCCUCGGUCGCCGAUGGUUGCAACAUGAACAGCAUCGAUGCGACCGUGUCUUGUAUGGCGCGAGGGGCCAUGGAAAUGCUGCUUGCGGGUCGCCAUGCGCUUCCAGGGCUUCAACGCGCCGAGCCCGACAGCCAUCAGAUGUGCAGCUUCCUCGCGGACCUCGGGGACAUUGCACUCAUCGCUGCGUUCAUCAACACGUACGCAAACGUCAAGAAGCACGCAUCGUGGCUCUUCGACAUGCUCGAUCGACUUGGCUGGGAGGCGCUGCGCGUCGCCGUGCUCUGGCGUCUCCGCUCGAGCCGCCUCGAGGAAGCUCUCUCGUUUCUCGGGACAUUGAUCGAAGACAACCAAUUGCGGCUACGCCAGCCGUUCGCCGUCGAGUUUCUCAAGGAAAUGUGGGCCACGGUGCGUCCGACCAGCUUCUUUCAGCUUGCUUGCAUCGAAGCGUGCCCAGCAACGCUCGUUCACGGACUCCGUAUCGAGUCGUGUAUCGUCAGCGCAUCGAAUGACAACGUCGUCGGUCCGUACUUGCGUCUCUGCUUGCCGAACAGUCUCAUUGCGCACAUCGAUGCGUUUUUGUAUCCGGCGACGCUCCUUGACAUCGUCACGGCGACCCCCCACGUCUUUGACCCGGUCGAGGUCGUCGCCAAGGCCAUUGUGCAGCUGUGCAACGAGGAGCUCUCCGUCUCGCUGCGGCCGUACAUUGCGCUGGUGCAAGUUUUCGAAGCUGGGACCUUUUAUCUUCGAGUUUAG